AGCGAGGUCACACUUCCUUUUUUUAAAAUUCUUUGCUUUGGAAGUCUUUCUCAUGUGGAAGCACGCUGCUCCCUAACUCCUGGCUAAGCAGACUUCAGUUCACCAACUUUGCUGCCGUACAGCAGACGUAACUCCUUGACAGGAUGGCAGACAAAAGAACAGCUGGCACAAAGCAAUAGGGGAUUCAUAGCAAGGAGGAGGAAAGAAGAUCACAGACCUUUCACCCGCGCCGUCGACGCCCGGCAGCUGUCAGAACAGCAGUGGAAGGGACAGCUGAAGCCACCAUGCGCAGGUCUAGCACCGAUGAGUCGACCUAUCACAGGAGCCCUUCCCUGGACAGCAAGGAUUACAGUUUCCCAAAUGGCACCUUUCGUCGCUACAGCAGCAUGUAUGGUGGCCAGUUUGGGGCUGCCAGCAACUCUUUUUUUGGAUUCCACACCAACCCAGGCCCAAAGGCCACCAAGGCUAAGUACACGUCCCCCAAGGGAAACAAGUACGUUGUCUUUUACCUGGAUCUCUCAUUUAUUUUUCUCCUAGAACUGAAGAGGUGCAGCAUGGCUCACAACUGCCUGCAGUGUAUCAAGUACCUAAUGUUUGUUUUCAACCUUCUCUUCUGGCUGGGGGGCUGUGGAAUCCUUGGUGUAGGCAUCUGGCUGGCUGUUACCCAAGGGAACUUUGCCACUCUCUCCUCUUCUUUCCCAUCCCUGUCUGCUGCCAACCUACUGAUCGUCACGGGGACAUUUGUCAUGAUCAUUGGCUUCGUGGGCUGCAUAGGCGCCAUCAAAGAAAACAAGUGCCUCCUGCUGAGUUUUUUUAUCAUGCUGUUAAUUAUAUUUCUGUUGGAGCUCACUGUUGUGAUUCUGUUCUUCGUCUACACCGACAAGAUUGACAAGUAUGCUCAGCGGGAUCUGAAGAAAGGACUUCAUUUGUAUGGGACAGAUGGAAAUAUUGGCCUCACUAAUGCAUGGAGCAUCAUUCAAACAGAUUUCAGGUGCUGUGGAGUCUCCAACUACACUGACUGGUUUGAAGUGUACAACACAACCCGGGUGCCAGACUCCUGCUGCUUAGAAUUCAGUGAGAAUUGUGGACUUCAUUCCCCAGGGACCUGGUGGAAAGCGCCUUGCUAUGAAACUGUGAAAAUAUGGCUCCAGGAAAACUUAUUAGCAGUGGGAAUCUUUGGAUUGUGCACAGCUAUGGUGCAGAUACUCGGACUCACCUUUGCAAUGACCAUGUAUUGUCAGGUAGUCAAGGCAGAUACCUACUGUGCAUAGAUACCAUUUCCCAGUCUUUCUGCUCCUCCUCCAAAGGACACAGGAGAAAUCUCCUUCAUGCUCAUUCAUCUGACCUUCCCCCCCCUCUUUGUACUAUAAACUGUGUAUAAUGCUAUCUUUCUGAAGAUUUUGUGAAUCACCCCACUUCACUGAAGGAGGAAGAAAAGAAAAAGUCAGUGCUUGAACUGGCACAGGUAAGAAGCAGCCUUGUCUUUAAACAGAGGAAAACCUCCAAAGAGCAAUGUUUCGUUUUCCAUGGCCUAUGGCAAGACAAAGGAGGUUGCUUACAGGAGGCUGAUCUGCAAACCAAUGUUAGGAAAAGAUUGCACUGAGGCAACCUCUGAGAAACCUGCCAGGUUUCCUUCCCGCAUUUCACAGUCCGGAAGAGAGGAAGUAGAAAAUGCGUAUUCUUCAGCAAGAAGGUACAGAGUAGCUAGCACUGAAUGCAAUUGUAAUUUUACUACAGUUUGCCCACAGCUAAAAUGUCAAGAUCAAGCAGCCCUGCCUCCAAGUGUCUCAAAAUGAUUUUGUAGCCGGAAAGGAUCAUCUUCAGAAAUAUGUUGUUUUAAAGGAGUAUUUUUAAUCUUAUGCGCCGCAAAGUCAGGCUUUUAAUCAGAAUCUGUACAGUGAGAUCUGGCUGUUAAUGGAAAACAAUAUUGGACGUUGCCUCACUUACCAAUCGCCAGUGGCAAUAGAUGGUUGAUUGCAUAUGUUACGUAUAUUACAUUCAUUAACACAUACUUUUCUGAAAGGAAGUGAAAAUACCCAGCAUCUAACCUCAGAAAGAGGAAACCUUUCUAUCCUAUUUUACAUUCCAACUGAAAUAACCAAGUAUUAUUUCUUGUACAAGGCACUAUCACUUAUACCUCUGGGAAACAAGUAAUUACUUUCAGCUGUAUCUUCAUUUCAGUAAACAACUUGUGAGUGGGCUCUCUCUGUCAGUCUACUAUGGCUUUAUUUUUUAUCAUUCCUGUUUCAAGUUAGUCUGCCAAAAAAUAUCACUCAUUUCCUCACUUGAAGAUGUGUACAAAGCUGUCAGCUGUUCCUUCCCUGAAUGUCACCAUUUCAUUAAUUUACUUUGGGAUAUCAUCAUCUGCAGGUAUGAUAGAGUUUGUCUUGCUGAGGAAAAAUCUUUUGCGCAUUGCCCAUUUGUCUGAGAGUUAUUAAGACUUCAGAUGCUUUUAUGCUUAGCUUUUUUUUCUCCCAGCUGCACGCUGACAACAGCCAAGACACAUCAGUCUCUCUUAGAACUGGAGUCACCUCUCAGUACUCCUUUUCACAUGCAUCUUCCUUUGCCUAGCUGUUGGCAGAAUAUAGCCCACACUUUCUGAAAUAUCAUAGAAUCGCAGGAAUAUGCAGGAAUCAAAACCGUAACUUUCCUUAGCCAGGGAACAGCCACUUACUGUCCGAUUUCUCCACUCAUUGAUAACUAAAGUAAUUUCUGUAGUACCCUCCUGUGCACACCUUCUAGCAAUGAGGUUAAGAAUCAGAUGUAUCCUAUUGUUCAAACAAAUAAUUCCCCACCAGCAAGUAGCCCCAGAUAAUGCAGAUGUGACAGGGAGAAGCUGGGAAAGGACACAGCAGGGAACAGGCAAACAGAGCAAUGCAGAUGGCCUGCUAACUGCAGCCAGCCUUGGAGGAUCUCUCAGCCACUGAUGGUUAGAUGAGAGAGACAGCCAUGAAGCUGUUUUCCCGGAAAGGUCAAUGCAGCCAUCCUUACUGUGACAGACUGGAAGCAUGCAUCAAGCUCACACAAAAAGUUAGCCAGCUUACAACAGCAGGUCUCAGCUACAAAUGACAUUUUGUGUGCUUUGAUUUAAAGGCAAUUUCCAGCAUAAAGCUGGACUUGCCAACCCACAGCCUAUUGAACAAUCUCCUUCACACACAUAACUAAUCCUUUUCUGAACCUGCACUAUUGACAGAUUCACUCUCACUCCUUAGCUCUUGGGUUUUUUUGUCUCUUUGCUGGUUUCCUGUAGCCUUCUUACUCUCAGGCAAGAACUACUGAACUACUCCAUGGUUUCCCAGGAAAUGCUUAGGAGAGUCUGAUGUGUAAAAGAGCAAGUAUCUUCCAAAAUCUUACCCCCAGGGGACAUUCAGCUGUGCAGGCUAAGUUGAAAGUAAUGUAUUACUUGUGUGCAUUUUAUGUGGCUUCUCGAUCACUCUCUAUCACAGCAACCUCACCACCACUAAUGGAUUUUACUGUCACGCUAACAAGCCUUGACAAAUGUUAGCAUACCUUGCUCCAAGCUGAGUGAACAGCCCACACAGAGGUGCCUGUACUCCAAGCAAGAGGCUUACUCUUGGUGUUACAAUCACCACAGUCUCAAUGCUCUCUGCUUCCUGAGUCAGGCUCACCUGCAAACAGUCCUGCUCUUCGUUCCUUCCCUCUCUCCACUCUUUUCCUUUCUUACUUGCAUAGAUGUAAUUCCAGGUUAGAUGUACCAUUAGUUCUUGCCGUGGUUUAUAGUUUGUACACAGAGGUGCCCCUGCUGACAGCUCAGAGUUUCCACCACUGAAAAGCAGCAUAACAGAGUGGUGAAUACAUUAAUAAAACAUUGAUUUUUUUAAAGAUAGAUAAAAGGUAGAGAAGUCUAUUUGUAGUGAUCCCUGCCAUUAAAAAUUAACACAGAGACAGCAGGCUGAUGAUGCUUCAGUUGAUAAGAGCAAACCAUUGUGCAGCAGAACUCCCACAGAGAGCUACUCAUCAAUUUGCUUGAUGGUGGUGUAGGCAAAAGAGAGAUCACAGACCCUUAUCCUGUGAGUCUCCCAGUAAUACGUGCUGAGCUCUUAGAGAACACUGUUACACUUCAGCUAAUCCUAUAGUGGAAAGAAAAUAUGAGAAAUAGAGACUGAAAACAAGUCACAUUUUGUGGUUCCCUCUAAUCAUUUUCCACAGUUUAGGUGUCUUUACAGUAACAUAAACUGCCUUGGUUUUCGAAAACAAGUAUUUAUAGGGAGUUUAAGUAACACUCCUUUUGUAAAUCCCAGUCACUGCAACAAAAAGAUAUAGUUAGAGGAAAAACAAACAAACAAAAAAGCCCCAACCAAACAAAAAAAAACCAGGUCACAUUGCUGCUAAUAAUUCUUUUUUAAAUACUAUCCUUACACUACCAACUGAGAUGCUAUUGCAACUGAUUUAUAAUUCUGACUGGACUGUUUUCUAUAUUGAUGUUAUUAACUCUCUUCACACGGGCCAAACAGAUGUUACGGUGCUUACAGCAUUACCAGCACAAUCCAAUUUCAAACCUCUGAACAUACAAAUCUCUGAGCAUAUUACAAGCCUCAGACUUACCAUAUUUUCUUUUGAAGAGCAUUGCAUCCUUCUCUGGUGACGAAGUCAGAAGAUUUUUGUGAUAUGUAACAGCAACAAUCUUUUUAAAAAAUAAAAAAAAAUGAUAGUUCCAUAUUACGCAUAAAACUUCAAGUUAAACUGGUUGAUUAUAAAUAAGUAACCUGUAGUAUAUCAUAUCCAUUUAAAAGGCUGCUGAUAUUGUAUGUAUGCAGAGCAACACAGAAGUCAUUCCAAUUGCUUCUAUUAGUGUCUUGUUACUUUUAGUAAAGACUUUUAUAUAAUUUUGACUUCUUAUCUUUAGACAUAAAGGAGGAUUAAAUACAUUUACAUUAAAGACAGAACCAAAGGCAAUAAAGGAGCACUUCUAAUUUAUUCUCAUUGCUCUUUCUGCUUAAUAACAAGAUGUGAAGGCAUAGGGCAUAUGGCUGCACCUACUGAAUUCAGCAACAUCAGGAUUUAGCUUUUUAGAUUCAGUCCAAUAUACUUUUGGCUUUUCAUCAGCACAAUUGUAAUGAAAUAUAUACAUAUAUAUAUUUAGUAGAAUAUGGUUUAUUUUCCUGUACUGCCACUAGCAGCCAAAUCUUAUUACUUGUACAACAGAAUUACUUAGCUCCACAUCAUACAAUGCACAAUCACUGCAAUUCAGUCCCGUUUCUGUUCUGUGAAUACUUCUUUGGUUCUCCCCCUCAGAUCAUAUAAACUCAUAAAGGUUUAUUCUUUCAUUAAAUAAUUAGCAUUUAACUGCAGCAUCGUAGGAUUUAUAAUAUGGAGAGGAAGGAACUGCACAGAAUCUGUAAAAUGUUUUGUCUUGCAUCAGCAGUAGGGUUGCUUUGCAAAUCCACUGAAACGCCUCUCUCUUCUCACAAACUGGUUACACUUUGUCCAUGUCCACAACCUCCUGUCCUACCCUGUGAACGUGGUAAGAGGCAGCCCAGAGCCACGUGCCCUCAAAGUUGCAGCCUUUCACUUACCCCUUUGCUUCAUUGUUGUGCUAUGAAUGUGGCACCAAAGGUAAGCAAGAGGAAUCAGCUGUUGAUUGUGGUGAUUAUUUUAAAACUAGACUCUUUAUUUGCUUAGUCAGCAAGGAUUUGCUAAGUGUGAAUGAUCUUCAUAGAUACUGAGUUAGACAAUUCACAGCUAGAAAACAAGUCGGGACCUGCCAUGGGAAAUUUGUUUGGAUUCCAUUGUGAAUUUUCCUAACUUGUCACUGGUAUCUUACCACGGUGGGCAAGUCUUCUCAGUUCUUUGGAUUUUGUUGCUGCAAUUACAGUGAUACAUUUUUGUGCAUUCAUAUAAAGAACAAAAUUUAAAAUAUACAUUUUAUUUUUUAAAAGUUAUUAAAUAUUCUUUAAAGUUUACAACAGAAUGUCUUUUGUAUUCUUUAUAAUCAACUGCACUACAAGCUAUACAGCGAGUAUAUACAGACCCAUAGAUAUGUGUUUGUGCAAGUGUGUGCAAGUGCACACACACUGUAUGCAAUUAAAAAACCCUCCACAGUAUACUAAUUCUUUGUCACUUCUCAUUACCCAUUUUUGAUUUGUCCUAUCCUUCCUUACAUAUUUGGUUUUAUUAUUAUUAUUUAAGCGAUUUACCCGUUCCCAGGUAAACAUACAUCCCUUUCUUUUUCCUCUUAAGGGCAACCUGAAAUUAUGCAGUAGUCGAUAACAAUUCAGAAACUACUGGGAGAUCAGAUUUACAGUGUUAACAAAAGACUCAGAGCUGAAACCAAUUAUUUUGUGUUUACAACUUGUCUGUUACUGAUGAUUUUGAAACAAAAGGACUGGACUUCUCUUUUUCUGAGGUAGUUGCUUGGAUUCAGAAAUUAUAUAGAAAAACUUAGAAAAUUAACGCUAGACUGUGUUAAAAUGGAACAACUAGGAACUUGUACUGUGUCAGAUUAGAAAAAUGUCUAGUUAGCCAGGUAUCUUAUCUGAAAUCCUGUCUAACACUGCCUUUUUCAAUACAAUUUAUUGCACCCUACAGGUCAAACAGGUUUGCAAGCGAAAUUGCCUCCAAACUGUGCAUUCUGAACAACAAAAAGGUGUACUAUUGAAAUUGUAACAGUAGAAGUAGAGACACAGACAUUUUAGAAGUUAAUGCAGGAAACUUCAUAUGGGAUAACCUAAACCUUUGGUGGAAGUUUCUUACAGCUCCCUCAGUUCAGUAGGCAUGUUUACAGUACUUGAUUUUCUUUGUCCUAUUCAGUGUACCACUGAUGGUCUCAUUAACCACACCUAUCUUUAAUCCCUUUCUGACUUUGUGAAACUUUGCCCUUAAGUCUUGCAUUGUAGCAGAGAAUUUCACAAUUUCAUCAUGCUGCAUACAUGUAAAAGAACCCUUCUUAUACAGAUUUUUAAAUGUUGCCUUUUAAUUUCAUUUAUUCACCAUUGGUUCUAGACUUCAGGAACGCUAACAUAAUGAUGCUUGCAGAACUGUAUGGGCACAGAGCAGCUGUAUUACCUUUACAGCCCAAUUUGUCUUUCCACUAAAGCUUAACCCUGGGUAAUUGAGUAUGCUAUUGAUUUUCAAGAUCCCAUUGUUUCAAACAACUAAGCCCAGUGUACCUUCCCCUAGUAGCUAUCCUAGUUGUCUUUGCUUUUGAAAUACAUGUUGGCAUAGACAAGGCUGUUUCUACUUAAAUCAACAACUAGACUAGUAUUUCACCUGACAUCCUGCUAUUUUUCCUCAAGUACACUUAACAUAACCUGGGAAUAUCGGGCUUAGCUGAUUAGACUGGCUGUGUAAUACAAAGUAGUUUCUGUCUGCAUGGUGAUAAUUUUCAAAGAGACUUAAGGACAGCCUAUGAAAUCUCAUCCAAAGUUUUGUCUUGACACAUCAAAAGUUCAAAUGCAGAGCCCUGUGUUUCUUACCUGCCAUAUGUUAAAACCCCAAACAAAUAAGGAAUUGGUCAUUACUAACUCACCUAGCAAAUGCCAUUUGAAAGACUGUUUUUCUGAAAUCCCAUCAGUUGCCUACAUAGGUCAUUUUACCCUAGCCCUUGCUUCCCUCCUACCCCCACAAUAAACUGUUUCCCCAUGGAAAUACUGUAUAUUCAUUAGAAAUCCUGGGUUUUGUUGUUCCGCAAGAACAGCCUAGUUUAUAUUCUUCCCUCCAACAGCCAGAAAGCAUUUACUACCAAAUCUACACCAGUGUGUGUUAGACAACUAAAUAGAUGGCCUAUAAGUCAUCUUGCAUUGCAUGGUUUUUAAUGAAGAAAUGGCUGAUCAGUUAAAUGGGUUUCUCAAACAACUCACUGGUAUCUUUUAUGCAGAAACAGUUUAUGUAGAACAUUUUGUUACUUUAGAAUUGCUUAACAGCAACUUCCCUCUAGUUGUGGUUAAAAGAAUAAUUUGAAAGGAUGGGAUAAUUAUGCACUAUAAACUUCCCCCUAUAUUCCUAUUAUAGAAUAUAAUUCUGCUAUUACAGAAUACAGUUCAAAUCACAGCCAACAAAAUAAAACAUAACUGUAAAUAAUUAAAUCUAUAGAAAACAAAAAUCUAUAGAAAACUACAGCAUAAAAAAACAACUGCCAAUGUGUACUCCUUAUGUGUUUAUGUCUCAUAUGGACAGCAAAAGAGUUUCAGGUGUAAAGCAUUCAUCCUAACGAUUAACUAAAAAUUACUGUAGAAACAAAGGGAUUUCAGGACCUGGUUUCUUAAAAGUCUGUACAGAUGCACCUCAUCAUGUCCCUAUUCCACAAAUACCUUUCCUUGGCCCUAAAGCUUAAGGCCAUCGCUGCUUCAGCCCUUCCACCUCUACUAUACCUUAUCAAUCAAGGUCCCAGUCUGUCAAAUGUGGAGAGGAUUCAAUUAUUUGUAUUGUAUAAAUUUUAGUGUCCAAUGAUAGACAUCUUACAUGGCUUUAUGAAGUUCAGGUUUGAUAUUGACUUAGGAGACCAUAGUCCCUACACAACAUAGUAAAAUAAGCACUGUAACCAAGUAAUUCAUGCAGCCUAGUUAUAGCCUAAGUAGUGACAAUCUGAAUUGCUUUUAAUAUCCUCAGUUCCUUGAUGCAAGCCUGCAAGUGGCCAGAUGAGCACUGUUAUCAAGCAGAACUGUCACUAGCUGCUUAGCAUUCUCCAGAGAAACUAAUGCUGCAGGGAUGCUUUUUUUCCUUUUUGUUUCUUUCUUUUAACCCAGUUUACCUUGGAAACUUGUUCAGUGUUACUGUAUCAACCACAGAUGCAAUGAACAGAUUCUGAUAUUAUAUCUCAGUUUGAAUAAUAAGCAUCCAGAAUAUCGAGUUAAAAAAUACCUCAUGUUAGAAAUUAUGUCUUUGCUGUUCUUUUGAAAUGUUCACCUGCAUCCAUACGCUGUUGAGGUGAGUGGAGCAGCAUAUGCAUCCCCACAGUUUGUACUGUGGCAGCCCAACUAUCCAAGGUAAAUUCUACAAAAGAAAAAAAAGAAAGAAAAAAAAGGGGGGUGGGGGAGGUGUUCUCAGUUCUCCCAUUUUCAGGCUCUCAUUUCUCAAGGAACAGAACCAUCCUUCCCGCAAGGGAGUUAAAUCUGUUUACAAACGCAAUUAGAAUGAAGCAUUUGCAAGUACUCCAGGAAAAGAGCACUUCUCCAUGGUGCUGAUUCUAGUGCUUUUUUGGAACCCCACCUCUCACUCUAUAAGCCUAUACCAGAUCUCUUGUCACAGUCAAAGUCACCAAAAGCUUCUUUGUAAUCCUCAGAGCACCACACAACCCUCCUCCCUCCCCACCAAUGGCCACUGUCUUUGCAGCUGUAUUAAUUUCAUUUGAAAGUCAUGUUGGCAUUAGUUGAAUAGAGAGGCUGCAUGGAGGUGCAAGUGAAGCUGUUUGGGUAAAUUCUUCACACUGUAAGCUCAGCUGCAGGAACUGGACACACAAGUAUAUUAGAAACAGUACUAUUUCCCCCUAGAAGCCAGAGGUGCUUUGACUAUUCUCCUGCUGAGCAGCUAAGUUAUGCUACUUGGUCUCUCAAGAACAGAGUUGCCUCAAACCCUCAUGAUUGAAAACACUCCUACUUUUGGGGGAAAGACAGAAAUUGUGAACUCAGACCUGUGCACAACUGAAGGAAUUAUGGAUUUGCAUAUGCAACCACAAGAGAGUACAUUGACUGAAUUGAUGUGUCAUAUAAUUACUAACUCCCUUUCCCUAAACAAAAUAACUCACCAGCUUGGAAGUACAGCUUGUUGUCAUGGAACUUGCUUGGUAUUUGGUGCUAAUAAAAAUUGAAGUUUUAAAUCUC
Neopelma chrysocephalum (saffron-crested tyrant-manakin) is the source of this 9779-nucleotide messenger RNA. It is a transcript of the gene TSPAN4, whose product is annotated as tetraspanin 4. Gene Ontology annotation, cellular component: membrane. The record is from RefSeq and is a predicted model, not a curated record. Bases 285 to 1271 code for a protein of 328 amino acids. The transcript has 8 exons. Lineage: Eukaryota; Metazoa; Chordata; Aves; Passeriformes; Pipridae.